UAUAUGAGUUCCAAAAUGAUCAGCACUUUUCAAACUGAGGAACCACUUGAUGCUGACAAGGAUUGUAAUCUUGUAACUGACCAUUUCUAUUUCAUUAGAAAGCAUAUCGUUUUAGCAGCCGCCCCUCCUACUCUUGGAUUGGUGCGUUUGUCUCACUGCUUCUCACGAGAGAGGAAAAGUAACAUGGCGGCGACCUUGCGGGCUGCGAAGUGGUUUUUGCAGGUCCCAAGCAAGGUGACUCCACCAUUGUCUCGUUCAGUAUUCCAAGUAGGAAAGGAAGAUACAAAAAAUCCUAACUGGGUAAAAGUUGGCCUGACUCUUUCUUCAACUGUUCUAUUAUGGGUUAUGCUUAUCAAGCACCAUGAUUAUGAAAUGGCAGAAUAUGAAAGGAGAAAAAAAGAACACGAUUCUUAAUGCAAUCUGAUUGUUAUG
This is a messenger RNA of Thamnophis elegans (Western terrestrial garter snake), 432 nucleotides long. RefSeq names its product NADH:ubiquinone oxidoreductase subunit C1 (gene NDUFC1). Gene Ontology annotation, cellular component: mitochondrion. The record is from RefSeq and is a predicted model, not a curated record. The transcript is spliced from 4 exons. The coding region runs from base 4 to 414 and encodes 136 amino acids. NCBI's taxonomy places the organism in Eukaryota, Metazoa, Chordata, Lepidosauria, Squamata, Natricidae.